This is a messenger RNA of Cladophialophora yegresii CBS 114405, 810 nucleotides long. RefSeq lists its product as uncharacterized. Gene Ontology annotation, cellular component: endoplasmic reticulum; endoplasmic reticulum membrane. The transcript is spliced from 3 exons. The coding region runs from base 1 to 810 and encodes 269 amino acids. NCBI's taxonomy places the organism in Eukaryota, Fungi, Ascomycota, Eurotiomycetes, Chaetothyriales, Herpotrichiellaceae. The record is from RefSeq and is a predicted model, not a curated record.
AUGGGUCGCUUCUUGGAUCUCGCUCUUCUGCUCUUUGGCUUCCAGGCCGCAGGCGUAUUCGCCCAAGCUAGCCCUGAGGUCGAAGAGGAAAUCGAGAACCCAUCGACGAGCCCGGCCCUUGCCGUCUCGGUCGAGGCGACGUUCCCAGAUGCUGAGAUCUUCGGCAUCAAGAUCACGAACGGGAAACCUUACGAGUCGCGCCUCUCGUUUCUCAAUGAAGAGCCCGACCCGGUCACGGUACAAUUUGUGGGUGGGAGCUUGUGGACAUUUGAGGGGACUCAAGCGAACCCGACGCCACGCAUCGUCCGCAACUUGACCACCGCGCAGUACGCCAUCGAGAUUCCACCCGGCGAGAAGCAGACCCUGCCAUAUCGUUUCCAAACCAAUCUGCACCCGCAGGAUCUGAGACUUAACCUGGCCGCUGUGGUCAGCUCCCAAAACACUUUCUACACCUUGAACGCCUUCAACGGUACCGUUACUGUAGUCGAGCCCGACGCCAGUAUCUUCGACCCCCAACUUCUCUUCCUCUACUUCUUCUUGCUCGCCUGCGCUGUCGGAGUCGGCUACUUCUUCUACAACAUCUGGAUCGUCCCUUACUUCCCCAAGCAGCGCAAGACCGCCAAAGGUGGCAAGAGAGCCGACAUGGCCAAGAAAGCCGACAGUGGCGUCACAUCUGACGCUGAAGGCCCUGCGGUCUCCACCGGCAAGGCAUACAAUGAAGAUUGGAUCCCGUCCCACCAUAUCCAACGUCCUGAAGCACGACGAGUCAAGAGCGGAGGACGGCCCAAGAGCCGUGGCAAACCAGAGUAG